Branchiostoma floridae (Florida lancelet) is the source of this 1749-nucleotide messenger RNA. RefSeq lists its product as uncharacterized. The record is from RefSeq and is a predicted model, not a curated record. NCBI's taxonomy places the organism in Eukaryota, Metazoa, Chordata, Leptocardii, Amphioxiformes, Branchiostomatidae. The coding region runs from base 916 to 1335 and encodes 139 amino acids. The transcript has 4 exons.
UCUAUAUGGAGGCUGAGUCUGCUUGAAGUCCACCUAAAAGUAACAACUUUUAGGCUGCAUAAGAGACGAAAAUCUAACGCGAUAUCCUUGUCAUCCAUCAUGGUUGUUUCAGUAAGCGCUGAUAUAAGUUAGGCAUGCCCUAUAGCAUAUAUCAUGUAAACAAGUUUAACAGAUGGUCAGGUCCCUGUCCGUGAAUUAAAGAAUAUAAUAAAAAAACUUCUCGUGACACUUUGAUCGAGAAUGGAAAAAAGGAGCUGUCGUGUCGGCUUCUUAUCAUAACAGUUAAACCCCUCUCUGGUACAAAAUAUGGCAUUUGUACCGUGGCCUAUAAGAUUGGUCAAUGCCUACGUGAUUGUUACGUCCUUGUGGCCGCUACUAACACAAAAGACACAGAUGACACAUAUGGAGGUCGCCAUUAAAAAUGCAGAUGGCUAGGGCGGUACCAAAUACAAAUUAUGUUGAUGUCUCCCUCUACUGAAUGAAAAUAGUGUGGUGUCGGUGGAAGCUGUUACGCUGUGGCGUACGUAUGUUAGUGAGUCGAUCUGGUCCAGUGACUCUCUAGUCUAGGGGCUUCCGGGCAAUACGACAUUUUGAUUUUACAGUUUACCUUGUAUUCGGCAUUGUUAGCUUAGAAGAAACAGGGUUGCCCAGGAGAUUGCGUGACAAUACCUAAUGACAUUUUGAUCAAUGAAUGCGUUUCUACAACCCCUAAACUGUCGCAACUACUGUUGUAAAAAAUGUUUUAUGAACAACCACGCCUUAAAUGAGCUCAGCACGCAAAAGCACUAUUAGGGGCGGAAACCUAACAUAAAUCACACGUGGACAUGUUGUAAGAAUAGAGAAAAUACCAAAGCACACACAGAAUACCGACCAACCUACGUGUUAAGUACCAGGAGAGGCGAGAGGAGUGGCAGAAUGAAGAAUACCGCAUUACGUACAGGUGUGAGCAGCUCUGUUGGGACCAUCUUACUGAUAAGCCUUAUGUGCAUAGCGGCUCCCACAGAUGCACUUCGCUGUUACUCCUGUUCCGGCAUUGGGGGCGCUUGCCAGAAUAAUCCCACAAUCCUUCCCGCCAACGCCUCUCAGACGGACUGUAGUUCAGGCCUGGAUCGCUGUGCGAGUUCCUAUUUCUUGGAUGAUGGCAACAUCACAAGUUUCAGCAGGAGUUGUGCCCUCUCUACUGGUUGCCAGUGUCCGGUGGAAGACGGUACUGGUGUCUGUGUCCUCUGUUGUGAAGGAGACCUCUGUUUGACCAGUACAAGCUCAUCUCCCAACGGUGUUCCUAGUAUCCAGUGGAUCCUCUCUCUUCCCUGGUUCCUCUACAUGUCCGUUUAGAGGGACUCCGUAUACACGGGUCUGAAGGUGAAACUAAAGAGAAGACUUCAUUGAACAGUCGUCAUUGCUAGGGAGAGGAUGCGUAAAUGUGUCUUUAACCAUCAUUGCAUAAUUUCCCUCGUCUGUUGAACCGUUGGUAGGGAAUGAAUGCUUUCUUGAACGAUCAUUUGAGUAGAGAUAGAUACAUGAAGAAAGCAUUAAUAAUCUUUGUGCAGAGGAAAAUAACGUAUCUAAAUUUGGACUGCAACGUUAUAUACUAGUAUUCUAUUAUGUUAUAUGUGCUGGAUAUCAUACAUCGUGAUAUUCACGUUCACAUGUACGUACAGUAAUCUAUACCACCCUUGGAACUGGUGCACCUAUGUAUUAGAGCAUAUUGCCCAAGCAAGCCCCGGAAAUAAAGAAUUUUACAAGUAU